AUGAACAGCCCCGGCCACCCAUCCACAUCAACUUCCGCCUCGGUGCUCAGCGCCCAGAAGCGCGCAUAUCGGCAGCGUCGCAAGGACCCCAGCUGCGACGCGUGUCGAGAGCGAAAGGUCAAAUGCGACGCUACCGAAACCUCCAGCUGCUCCGAGUGCAGCAGUCGCGGCGUCAAAUGCCAGUUUACAAAAGAGACCAAUCGGCGCAUGUCGUCCAUCAAGCAGGUGCAGGACCUCGAGAAGCAUCUCCACGGUGCCAGGCAGCAGAUUCGGCAGCUGGAGAAGAUGUUGAAGGAGGGUGGCUCGGUGGCUGACCUGGAUGCUGCGGGCACGAGUCAGCCGACGCUACACGUUCCCGACGCGUCGCGAGAUCGUCAUACUCCAAUUCCUCCGUUUGAAGGGUUCGACGAAGCGCGCAAGGACAUCAGAAACUAUGCGAGGGGAAUCUUCAAACCGCCGCCACCAUACAGAACCUUUGGCUCACACCCCACCUGGCCUCAUGCUACACCCGCCCUGCCAACAAAGACGGUUGCGGACCGGUUAUUGUCCCAUUACCAUACCUUUGUGCACGUGAACAUGCCACAUCUGCACUGGCCGUCGUUUCUGCAGGAGUACGAUAAUGCAUACCGAACAGGCUCGUUCCAGCAGUCUCCCACUUCCUGGGUCUCACUCUUCUUUGGGGUGCUCGCGUGUGGAACACUCAUGGACAACCAGUCUAGCGGACAGCCGCAAGAUGGAGACGGCGCGCAAUAUCUCGAUUUGUGUAUGCGCAAUAUGAAUACCUGGUCGGACGAUUUGACGCUGGAUCAGGUGCGCUCCUCGCUCUUGAUCAGCGUCUACUUUGUCGAAACCAGCCUACUUUCAGCGGGAUGGGUCUGGCUUGGCUCGUGUGUGCGAGCGGCGCAAGAUAUUGGACUCUACACUGAGCGGGGACAGUAUUCGCCCAUGGAAACGGAAAUGCGGCGACGCGUGUGGUGGAGCGUGUACAAUUGGGAUCGUCUGGUCUCGCUCGAACUCGGCCGUCCCACGAUGAUCGAUGAUGAUGAUUGCGACGCAGGCGAACCGACUCCAGUCAACGACGACUGCAUUCAACCGCACGGCAUCAUUCAACCUCCGCAAGGCACUACUCCGCCAAAUGGACUGAUUGUCGUCAUUCCCGUCGUGCGAAUCUUUGCACAGCUCAAAAAGACCACCAAAGCGCGCACCAUAACCCCUGCCACCCUCUCCACGUACGACGACCACUUCAAAAGCAUCAUGGCAUCAUAUCCCGACCCCUUUCCAAUCUUCUCUCAAGCCCAUCUCGACCCUCGACUCCUCUCUGCGGCGUGCACCUUACAGUCCGCCCGCAUCUUUCUCUAUCGACAUAACCUGUCUCCCGCGUGCCGGCGAGAGGACAGAAUCCACGCGCUCGACCGCUGCGUACAAGCCGCCACAGAUACGGCUCACUACAUCGAACGAUCGAUGCAGCAGCCCAGCCCCUCCCACAACUCCGGUUUCUACUCCCCCGUGCACAUGGCCAACUGGGGCGCCCGGCUGCGCACCAUGGCCCCGGCCUUCCUGUGCUCCCAUUUGUGGCGCUGCGCGCUCGUCCUGUGCCUACGCCUGCAGUUCGCGCCCGCCCUCACCAUCGUGCAGGCGUCCACGAGCAUUGGCGAUCUGCGCAAAAACAACAUCUCCUGCGGUCGCAACCUCGCCUUCUUCCUCGAGAAACUCGUUGGCCGUCUGCGCUCCGGCGCGAAUCAACAGAAGCUCGAGAACGACGAGGAAAUGCUCGCGUACGCCAGCGGCGACCUGCAAGCCUGCGCCGACGAAUCGUGGGUGUGGAGCGGCGCGGGCAUCGCCCACGCCAACAACCCCAACAGCAACGGCGCAACUCCCGACCGCGCCACCGCGGAAGCCCCGACCCCGAGCUCCCUCAGCGAACGCGAACUCCACGAAUGGGGCGGCUGGGAGAAUGUGCAGCGCGUGCUGACGCAGCUCUUUAAUGAGCAUCAACAGCGCACGCCGUCUUCUGCCCCGGCGCCUACGCCUCCGAUGCAGCCGCAGCAGCACUCUCAACAACAACAGCAGCAACAGCAUUCCUCCUACCCUCCCACGCCUUCACAGUACCCCCUCCCCCAACAGCCAAGCACCAACACGCCGCCAACGCAGUAUCCCAAUCCUCCGCAACAAGGAGCUUCUCACCCGCCUCCGCCGCCGGCAUCAUUGCAGCCUCAAACCUCGCUUUCGCCGGUGGGAAGCAACGGGGCGGCAGCGAGCAGUCGGAUCAGCAUCAAGGAUAUCAUGUGA
Molecule: messenger RNA, 2289 nt
Organism: Neohortaea acidophila
Lineage: Eukaryota; Fungi; Ascomycota; Dothideomycetes; Mycosphaerellales; Teratosphaeriaceae
Product: fungal-specific transcription factor domain-containing protein
Exons: 2
Coding region: 1-2289 (762 amino acids)
Biological process (GO): DNA-templated transcription; regulation of DNA-templated transcription
Molecular function (GO): zinc ion binding; DNA binding; DNA-binding transcription factor activity, RNA polymerase II-specific
Source: RefSeq, a predicted model, not a curated record